Messenger RNA from Moneuplotes crassus, 1176 nucleotides. The record is from the annotation of a GenBank genome assembly. Lineage: Eukaryota; Ciliophora; Spirotrichea; Euplotida; Euplotidae.
CUAAAAUCAAAAUGUUUUUCAAUAGGGAAAGUUUUGUAGAAGAACUAGACUACAACCCUUUUAAAGAGAUAUAUGACGCUACAAAUCCUGAGAUUUUUACCAAGGAUAAAUCGUCACUGCUAGCUGCAGCUAGCCCUCUGAAUUUAGAGCACAAGGAUUUCAUGACCAGCUUUGCAGAGAAAGAGGAGUCUAAGGAUAGUCAUGACUCCAGCAAACCUAGUCUUAGCCUUAAAGAGAAGCGGCUCAAAGCUAGAAUCAGGUCUAAAGAGACCAGAGAAAGGAAGAAAGGAUAUAUCAAGGAACUUGAGAAACGGAUCAGAGAACUUGAGCGGGAGAACCUCCGUCUCCAAAACUUAAUGUCUCAGACUAGCGAUGAGAGUUGCCGAAAGUACUCUAUGGAUUCUAAGAUCUUCCUUAGUGAUUUUCAUGAGGAGGUUCGUGGCUACUGGAGUAAGUAUAUUGAUCUUAAGACCUUUGAUAAGAAGGAAAAUGCUAGCUUAAUGUGUGAAAAUUAUCAAAAAUAUGCACCUGUUAUUCUAAAGAAGCAGCAGAUAUUCUUUGAUACGGUGUUUAAAAUGCUGAUCAACAACAUUAUCGGGUAUUACACCCCAGCUUACUACGGUGACCUUACAGAAGAGUAUGACCGAGAGUACGAUGUAAUUAAAUAGACUGAAUCACUGUACCAAAUAUCAGCUAUCAGAAUUCAAGGAGACGAACAAAAUUAAUAAACUAGACACCUUCGUGGCCUCUCUGAACCCAAAUAAGAAGCAGUUUAAUUUCUGUAAGAAUGUCUACCUCAAGAAGGAGUUUCACAUUAAGAAGAAGUGUCAGGAGGCCAUAGAUAAUCUCCUCAAGGCCAAGUCCAUAAUCGAGGAGGCUAAUGGUGAACUUUACCUGAUGAAGGAAGUCGUCCUAAAGUCAAAGAUUCUCACUGACGAACAGAUAAUCAACUCUAAUAUCAAGGAGAACGUCUUUAGAAACGACAAUAGCUUCGAGAAUGUCUGGAACCUAAAGAUCAUCCCUCAAAAAGUUAAGUUCAAGCUCUCUCGAGAUGACAUUAUUGGGAAGUUGGUCAAACAAUGCUCUAAUAAGGAAGAGUACAACAAGUUUAUAGAGUUUAAUAAAUUUGUAGCCAAAAGUGGCGACACCAGAUAAUUAUAAUAAUUCUCCAAUUUC